GCGACGAAACCGACAUCGUAGGUAAUACAGCUGGUAGCUGUGUCUAGCGAACAACAGCAGCAGCAUCGGCAACCACAACGCCGAAUGCCAGCAAAAGAAGGCAGACCGAGCGUAUAGACCCUGCCGCAUAGUCGUCGUAGUGGUCGGCCGAACUGGGCAGCGAACAAACGACUGAAUGGCGGCUGUCUGGCUGCUGUAGCCGCUGUGGUUGUAGUGGUGAGUGAGUGCGGCACAUAGAUGCGCUGCUGCUGCUGCUGCUGGCGAGGAGCAGCAGCAGCAGCAGCAGCAGUAGCGGAAGCUACAUCAGCAGUCAGCGAAAGAAGCUGACAACGGGCGGAUAACAUCACGGCCGUCGGCACAAAGUGAGGCAGCAGGACAGCGACGGUCAGAGCCUUUUUUGUACGAGACCCAAUAGCAGCCGGUUGGGUCGUCCCAGGAGCCGUCAAAACUAACGGACGGCGCCACGUUUCAGCGACUAACCAGCCACCCAACCCGACGGAGCCAGACACUGACUCGACGACGUGCUUUGGCAGUACAGCCCGUGCGGACGGUACCAUAGGUCGCCAAAUGUGAGUGCGCUACAAUCGCCGAACAAUUGCAGCAGCGUGCAGCAGAGGCCCAAUAGUGAAUCUUGUUCAUUGGAGUGGGAUCGGUGGUCCAUGUGUGUGUAUGUGCAGGAACGGCAUUAGUAACUGCAGUUCGCUCUCGGUCGUCUCUAUCGGAGUCUGAUUAGACCGCCAGGUAGAGAAGCGAGUAACCAACUAAGCGUGACCAAUCAAACACAUUUAACUUCUAUUACCAGUUCCGUUAACAGUAACCGGCCCGUUGUUCAUAGCUUCAAACACAGUAAUGGCUCCCCGCAAGAACCAGAAGUUCGGCUCGCAGGAGCCUGAGUGCGAGUCGUGCCCAUGCCAGCGCCUUAUCUACUGGAGGGACCCGCAGAAAUCGGGACUUGCCCUUGGCUUAGGUUUCAUCAUUCUGCUUUCGAUUUCAAAAUUCUCACUCAUCUCGGUGCUGGCCUACUCUCUACUGGCUGCUGUUUGUAGCGCGUUUGGCUUCCGCGUCUACAAGCUCGUCAUGUCGAAAGUGAACAAAACAGAGGAAGCCCAUCCGUUCCAAGAGCUGCUUGAUACUCCUCUUCCGGAGGCGCUUUCCGACACCGACCGUGCGCGAAAAUUCGGCGAAUCGCUAUUCUCAAAUACGCUGAACUUCAUCAGCAGGUUUCGAUCGCUUCUGCUCAUCGAGGACCUGAUCGAGUCGGCCAAGCUUAUCAUCGUGCUUUGGUUUGUCACGUACAUCGGUGCUUGGUUCAACGGACUUACCCUUGUCAUUUUGUCCUGGAUCGGCCUCUUUACCCUGCCCAAAGUUUAUCUCGAAUACCAGACCGAAAUCGACGAGCAGCUCGACAAAGUGUGGUCUAUAUUUGGCCAGGUUCGAAGCAAGAUUCCCGGACAAGUCGCUAAAGAGGACUAAGUAACGCAUGCCCUAUUCGCACGCCGACCUUUUAAUUAAUCACAAACCUACUAUCUACCACCACUGCAACAACGGCAACAACUAAAAUUAAGAAAACCACACAAUCCGCUUAUUCGAUUGGCCGUCAUCACUGAAUAAACGGAUUACUUAGCCUGGUUGCUUCUUUCUCUUUUGAAGCCUAAAACUCAUCAAGGAUUACUCUGCAUCAUCCACUUGGCGAAUAGUGCGUCCAAGUGGGUUUAUAUAAAACAAACAAACAAACAAACAAAAGACGGUACCCACGAAAAGGUGUGAUCGAUAUAGCAUGGAAUAUUACCUUUACAUACAAUAUUAUUAAUUGUAAUUUAAUAUCAACUGAUGAUGUGUAGGACACAUACGAGUGUUGCGCAAGUGAAAUAGGCCUGAAAGGUUGGUGCGAAAUGAUGGGAUCGAGUGGAACUAACGCUAGGAAAAGAAAGAGUUAAUUAUACAGGCUACAGCUGAUGAGCGAAGGACAAACUGCUGCAGAUUUUGGUAUGUCAGGUGAUAGGGUGGGAUGAAUUAUCUGCACACUAAUUAAGAGAAGUUGACGUGUUGGCGUGAUGAAAUUUUCCAUAGGCGCCUUAUAGCUGGCCAAGCCAGAGACAAUCAGCUGGCGGUGUUUUUCGGGUUCCUACCCGUUAGUCGUAGCUGAAGGUGAUUCAGGUGACUAAACCUCUUGAAGACGGUUACCUAUAAAAGCGGUACACACAUACAAGAUUUCGACACUUAAUACACUCGAUAGGUGUUAUUGCCUUUUGUAAUUAAAAUAAAUUAUGGUUAUGACAAAGACGAAGACGAUGUGAUGAAUAGUGACGUUGGGGAGAAGACGGGCGAAGAUGGAUGAUGAAGCAAAAAAAAAGAAAUAAACCAUUUAUAUCUAUAAAAAUUACAAUAAAAAAACCGA
Molecule: messenger RNA, 2398 nt
Organism: Varroa destructor (honeybee mite)
Lineage: Eukaryota; Metazoa; Arthropoda; Arachnida; Mesostigmata; Varroidae
Product: reticulon-1-A-like
Cellular component (GO): endoplasmic reticulum membrane; axon
Source: RefSeq, a predicted model, not a curated record